Molecule: messenger RNA, 1158 nt
Organism: Haliotis rubra (blacklip abalone)
Lineage: Eukaryota; Metazoa; Mollusca; Gastropoda; Lepetellida; Haliotidae
Exons: 3
Coding region: 78-908 (276 amino acids)
Biological process (GO): DNA damage checkpoint signaling; cellular response to ionizing radiation; recombinational repair
Cellular component (GO): chromosome; nucleus
Source: RefSeq, a predicted model, not a curated record
GUUUGUAUUGAUCAUGGCGACUACAUGAAAACAUUAUGACUGAAUGAGUCUGGACAUGUCCAUUGAUUUUAGCGGAUAUGCCAAGGAAAGGUUCCCGAAAAUCUAUACUUGAAAAGAAACCAAAAUUAGAUUUUGUCAAGAGCCCAGUAAAUGGCCCUGAAUGUCCUCUCUCCCCAGUUCUUGGGGCUCUUCAUCCUCUCACAGCCAAGGCCAUAGCUGCUGAUGAAUCUAACCUCACAUGGAUCUCUCCCAAUUUCCUUGCACGCCAAGGUUUGAGCCAUGGGAAAAUUAAGCUACUGAGAGGAAAGAGAGUACAUACACGACAGAGACAUGCGUCAUGCGAGAAGGAAAACCAUGGCGAUAGUAGACGAGGAAGAGCCCUCGGCAGGUUGAAAGCUUUGGCAUUUGUCACAGAUGACAAGACUGAUGAUGAAUCAAUUGAUCAUCUUGAGAGUUUGACACCGCCUCGAGAUUUCUCCGUAUCAAGGAACCUCUGUCCCAGUCCUACUUCUGAUGUCCAGACUCCUGAACUGAAGGAAAAUAUUGGUGAUCAAAGUCCAUGUUCUGAUAUGCUUUUGAAGAGACAACUCAGGAAGGGAGGCAACUCCGGUCAUAAAACAAUAACUGAUACAGUUUGCAAGGCACCAAAUCUAAUUGAGUCGCCUUUAAGGAUAUUAAACUUUUCAGUUGAGGAUAGUCAGUGUUGUGACCAGUCUCAGAUUCGUAGAUCAAUAAGGCUGCGAGAAAAGUACAUUGAUUCAGUGAAGUUACUGAGGACUCCGCCGCGACGGGCUGUGAAAGAUGCUACUGUGUUGGUUGUGGAUACUCCAGAGUGCGAAUAUGGUCUGAGACUCCGAAGAAGACAGUUGGCAAAGUUGAAGGGAUGUGUUUCUGGAAACACUUCUUAAAACUGUAAACAUGUUAUGAGUGUCUUAAAGCUACAGAAGAGGGACUAUGUACGUAGUGCACACUUGAGCAGAAUGCUACUUUACCGUGAUACCGUUGAAAGUAUUCAGAUCAUCACUGUGAAAAGGUCAAGUUUGUAACACUCAAUAGUCAGAGGAUAUUAUAAAUGUUUUUUCCCAACAAUGUAUCAUUUACUGUCAGUACCAGCAGUAUAAAUACAUGUUCUAAGGAGACUAUCCACUAUUUAAAUAA